ACAGCAGCGGAGCUGUGAGUCCGGGCCGCGUUUGAUCGGAGUCACUGUUCGACAUUGAUUCAGAGAGAUAAUAUCAUGGAGAUCCAGAACCAACCAAUUCCAGCAUUUAGAAGCUGAAGAACAACCUUUACAUUCUUAACUAUACUGCUUUAUCUGCUGCUACGAAUCUGUUUUCAGUUCUUCAUAGUUUGUUUUAAUUGUCAGCACCACCGUAGACUUCGCCAUGGUGCAGAAGUAUCAGUCCCCUGUGAGGGUGUACAAACAUCCUUUUGAACUGGUCAUGGCAGCAUAUGAGAGGAGGUUUCCCACCUGUCAUCUGAUUCCCAUGUUUGUGGACAGUGAUGUGAUCGAUGAGGAAAACAGUGAGGAUGGAUCCAUUCAUAAGAUUGAAAGAAGGUGUAAACUGGACGUGGAUGCACCACGACUCCUAAAACGGAUUGCAGGUGUGGACUAUAUCUACUUCAUUCAGAAGAACUCCCUGAACCACAGAGAAAGAACUCUUCAUAUUGAAUCCCACAAUGAAACCUUCUCCAGCAGAGUCAUAAUCCAUGAACUUUGCUGUUACUCGGUUCACCCAGAAAAUGAAGAAUGGACGUGUUUUGAACAAUCUGCCAGUCUGGACAUCAAAUCUUUCUUUGGUUUUGAGAGUACAGUAGAGAAGAUUGCCAUGAAACAGUAUGCCAGCAGUAUCAAAAAGGGUAAAGAGAUUAUUGAAUACUAUCUGAGGGAGCUGGAGGAAGAAGGUGUUACCCAUUUACCUCAGUGGAGCCCUUGCCUAACAUCACCCACAAAGCCUAUGGUGUCAGUUGUUCACCCUGUGUUGCCUAUCACUCCCACAAUCACCAUUGAAGCCCCUCCUGAGAGCAUGAAUGAGACUCAAGUGUGUAAAGAGGGCAGCAGUCCUCCUGGUAGCCUAAACGACGCCUUGGUAACCAGUCAGGAUGAUAAACUGGAUGCAGACUACAUCAAACGUUACCUGGGUGACCUCACACCCCUCCAGGAGAGCUGUCUCAUUCGCCUACGCCACUGGUUACAGGAGACACACAAGGGCAAGAUCCCAAAAGAUGAGCAUAUUCUACGGUUCCUGCGUGCACGGGACUUCAACAUAGAUAAGGCACGGGAGAUCCUUUGUCAGAGUCUGACGUGGAGGAAGCAGCAUCAGGUGGACUACCUGCUGGACACAUGGAGCUCUCCUCAGGUGUUGCACGAUUUUUACACCGGUGGCUGGCACCACCACGACAAGGAUGGCCGGCCUCUGUAUAUCCUACGCCUAGGACAUAUGGACACUAAAGGACUGGUUCGAGCACUUGGAGAAGAAUCCCUCCUUAGACAUGUGCUGUCUAUCAAUGAAGAGGGUCUGCGACGCUGCGAGGAGAACACUAAAGUCUUUGGUCGACCAAUUAGUUGCUGGACAUGUUUGGUUGAUCUUGAGGGGCUCAAUAUGAGGCAUCUGUGGCGCCCUGGAGUCAAAGCUCUGCUGAGGAUUAUUGAGGUAGUGGAGGCCAAUUACCCUGAGACUCUAGGCCGUCUGCUCAUCCUCAGAGCUCCCAGAGUUUUUCCUGUCUUGUGGACGCUGGUGAGCCCUUUCAUUGAUGAGAAUACACGAAAGAAGUUUCUGAUCUAUGCGGGAAAUGACUACCAGGGCCCUGGCGGUCUUGUAGACUACAUUGAUAAAGAGAUCAUCCCUGACUUCCUUGGAGGAGAGUGUAUGUGUGAAGUGCCAGAGGGUGGCUUGGUGCCCAAGUCCCUGUACAGAACUGCAGAGGAACUGGAGAAUGAUGAAAUCAGGCUGUGGACGGAGACUAUUUACCAGAGUGCCAGCAUCUUUAAAGGAGCACCACAUGAGAUAUUGAUUGAGAUCAUCGAUGCCUCCUCAGUCAUCACUUGGGACUUUGAUGUAUGUAAAGGUGAUGUGAUCUUCAAUAUCUACCAUUCUAAACGAGCUCCACAGCCGCCAAGGAAGGAUCCACUGGCUACCCAUGGCAUUACCUCUCCUGCAGGCAACAAUGUGCAGCUUAUAGAUAAAUCCUGGCUGCUGGGACAGGACUACAGCAUGGUGGAGUCACCACUUACCUGCAAAGAGGGAGAAAGUGUGCAGGGUUCACAUGUGACUCGAUGGCCAGGUUUCUAUAUUUUGCAAUGGAAGUUCCACUCUAUGCCAGCAUGUGCCACCACAAACCUACCUAGGGUGGACGAUGUUCUGGCUACUCUGCAGGUGUCCUCUCACAAGUGUAAAGUCAUGUACUACACUGAGGUUCUAGGCUCAGAAGAUUUCAGGGGCUCAAUGACCAGCCUGGAAUCUAGCCACAGUGGUUUCUCUCAGCUCAGCGCCGCCACCACAUCCUCCAGCCAAUCACAGUCCAGCUCCAUGAUCUCCAGGUAGAAUGGAAAGAUGUUUAGGUUCUAGAAUGUUAUAUAAGUGCAGAACUCGAUUCUCAAUCAACCCCAUUACUACUCUUCCUCUGUCAUCUACCCCAACACUGUAUCACUCCAUGUCAAGGAUCUAAAGAAUGCUUCCACAACUAAAAAGAGUGUAAAAGAUAUCCGUCUCAAAGGAUUCUGGUGACUGUAGUUGUUUUUAAAGGGCUUGAAUCUGCUUUGCCGUAGGGGUCAGCUGGGCUGCAGGUCUCUUUAUGGUCUGAUUGUGCUUUGUGUGUGUCCAAAAGAAGUCGCUCUUUAUCAUGCAUUUCUACAUUUCCCAUGGACCACAUGCUGAACUAAGCAAUACAUGUUCUCAAAUUGGAAAGAGUCUGAAAUUAAGCAACUGAAUGUCUGCAUAUGCCCCCCACACACAUCUCAAAUACUGCACAUACCUACACAAAUGCACUUAGUUCUGCCAUAUCACUUGGAGCUCACCCUCUUGGUAAAUUGUUUUUAGGUCAGUGGGUGAGCUUCUGCAAUAACUUAGAACAAUUUGUACUAUUUGAAUUUGGAUUUAUCGUAAAAUGUUUUUGGAUACUGUAUUAAGUCGUCUUAGGUGCUACAAGCUUGUUUCCUCAUUGUUAGUGUGUGGCUAGACUUGCAGUUUGAACACAGAAAAAUGUUUAGUGAAAUAGUCACAGUACUGCUUUUGUGCUCAUUACUACUAGUGUUGGCUUCAAUUUUGACUUGGUGAAAUCACCUUGAUAUCGAACCUUAGACUUGCUGCUGAUCAGUUCCUAUGCAGUCAGCCAAUCAGUGCUUGGAAUGGUCAUUCAUAAUAAUAGGUCAAUUUUUUUUUUUUAAUGACAGUCAGCUUUCUUAGAAGAGAGGCAGUGGACAUUUUGUAGUGGACAAAAUGUAGUGGAUAAAAACAUAUUUAUCAUUGCUUCAAUAGAAUGUCUUGUCACAUACAAGGGUCUUGAAUCCAAGUUUUUUUAUGGUUUAUUACAGAAGGUAAAGGAAAGUUGUUUUCUUUUUGUUUGUAUUUUGCCUCUUUAGCUUGAUAGUUUAUAUUAGUAAAGACUUGGAGUGAAGCAUGCUCUUAAAGGCUCUGUAAAGGCUUAAAUAACUUGCUUAUUUGUUCAGGUUAAAAUAUAAAUAAGAGUUUUAAACAAUGUAACCGCAUUUUAGCCGAGAGCAUGUCCAUUAAUUCAGGUGACUUUUUAACAGAUUUGACACCAUGCACAACAAACUGAUUUCACCCGUUUACUGUCCUGAGAGAAUAUGUGUGCACAUUGUGAGGUUUACCUGAGGACAGUGGAUGUACACGCUCACAUUUAGCUUGCCCCAAUUGCUUGAAUGAUGCCAUAGCCCAAUAGUCUGAAGAUACUCCUGUCCUCCAUUUCUCAGACUUAUCAGUUCUGGUCUCAUGGACAGAACACUUUAGGGAAAAAGAGAUUGUUACACUGAACAACAGCUAGUUUUUACAUGUCGCUCCUAGAAUAUUGAUCAUAAUAUAGUAUAUUUAUAAUUACAAUGAAUUGUGUUGUGGAAAUAUUCUCUAAAAAUAACACAUAGUAAGAGUAAGUACAAGGAGAAACAAGUAAUAGUUUUCGUUUGAUGGUUAAAAAAAGACAUUGUCAAAAAAAAAAAGGAUUAUUUUCCAACUGUUGACUUCCAUUGAGCUACCACUCCUUGAAACUUCUAAACACCCCAUGAAGCACAUAUUCUGAACCAUGUGUACUCUGAAGUCCCUUUAUUUGUCUACAAGCUGCCAGUCAGGUAGGAGUUUCAGGGCUUACCUUUCAGAAUUGAAUGGUGUUUAACCAUGCACAGGUUAGUACACUUG
Molecule: messenger RNA, 4210 nt
Organism: Rhinichthys klamathensis goyatoka
Lineage: Eukaryota; Metazoa; Chordata; Actinopteri; Cypriniformes; Leuciscidae
Product: SEC14-like protein 1
Exons: 16
Coding region: 224-2383 (719 amino acids)
Biological process (GO): negative regulation of RIG-I signaling pathway
Cellular component (GO): cytoplasm; cytosol
Molecular function (GO): RIG-I binding
Source: RefSeq, a predicted model, not a curated record